Penicillium coprophilum is the source of this 765-nucleotide messenger RNA. Its product is annotated as Flavoprotein. Bases 1 to 765 code for a protein of 254 amino acids. Gene Ontology annotation, molecular function: phosphopantothenoylcysteine decarboxylase activity; FMN binding. Gene Ontology annotation, biological process: coenzyme A biosynthetic process. Gene Ontology annotation, cellular component: phosphopantothenoylcysteine decarboxylase complex. The transcript has a single exon. Lineage: Eukaryota; Fungi; Ascomycota; Eurotiomycetes; Eurotiales; Aspergillaceae. The record is from RefSeq and is a predicted model, not a curated record.
AUGUCCCAAACGACCCACUCCGGUAGUGGCAUCGAUCCCUCCAGCACAAAAUCCACAGAAUCAAAGACAUCAGUCUGUGACAAUCGCAUUCACCUCCUCCUUGCUGCAACUGGCUCAGUCGCGACAAUCAAAAUAGCCAAUAUUAUCAGCGCCCUCUCCCCUCAUGUCCACAAGCUCUCAAUAAGAGUAAUCCUCACCACAAAAGCCAAGCAAUUCCUAGCCGGCCAAUCCGCCGAGCAGCCCCCCGUGUCGUCCCUAAUUUCCCUCCCUGGCGUCGAAGCCGUCUACGAUGAUGAUGCGGAGUGGGGACCAGAGCCAUGGCGCCGCGGGGUUGACAUCUUACACAUUUCCCUCCGACGCUGGGCAGAUAUCCUUGUCAUCGCUCCCCUCUCCGCAAAUACCCUCGCCAAGCUCGCCAAUGGACUCAGCGAUAACCUGUUGACGUCUGUAUGUCGGGCGUGGGAUACAGAUGGCCAGGUUGAUGGGAAAAGAAAACGGAUUGUAGUUGCACCGGCUAUGAAUACGGCUAUGUGGCGGCACCCGGUGACGGCUCAACAUAUACGGGUGUUAGAGGAGGAAUGGGGGGUUCGGAAGGAUGAGAGUACGGGAGAGGAGACGGGCUGGUUUGAGGUUCUACAACCGCAGUCAUCGAAGGUGUUGGCUUGUGGGGACGUAGGGAGUGGCGCUAUGUUAGAAUGGACCGAGAUAGUCAAGGUUAUUGAGAAUAGGUUAGGCUUGAGUGAUAAUUUAUCUCAGGAUAAUUAG